Messenger RNA from Dichotomopilus funicola, 1383 nucleotides. RefSeq names its product P-loop containing nucleoside triphosphate hydrolase protein. Gene Ontology annotation, molecular function: protein kinase binding; GTP binding; GTPase activity. The annotation marks the transcript as partial. Gene Ontology annotation, biological process: small GTPase-mediated signal transduction; engulfment of apoptotic cell; regulation of actin cytoskeleton organization. Lineage: Eukaryota; Fungi; Ascomycota; Sordariomycetes; Sordariales; Chaetomiaceae. Gene Ontology annotation, cellular component: cytoskeleton; cell projection; cytoplasmic vesicle. The record is from RefSeq and is a predicted model, not a curated record. The transcript is spliced from 5 exons.
CACCCCGCCAACCCCGACCCAACCAACCCCGACACCGCCGAACCGGCCCGCAAGCGCACCCGCCUCGGCUUCGGCCGCAGUCUCGGCGCAGUCUUUCAGCGUGUUGUGGGCCGACACCAUCAUACUCAGCAGCAGCAGCAGCAGCAGACCAACCUCAACCACAGCGCCGAGACCCCUCUUGCCUCGUCUCUGGCUGUCCCGGUUGUUUCUCCUGGUUUUGGUCCGGCUGCUUUUGGUCCGGCUGCUCUGGCUGCCCCGGCCGUGUCUGCUCCGGCUCCGCCUGGUUCAGCUGUGCCAGUCUCGUCCGGACCCGUCUCACCCACCUCGCCGGGCCCGACAACCCCGUUCGUGUCGAGCACGCCCAUCACCCCCGGCACAUCCGGUGCUGCUGGUUCUCUUUAUGGACCCGCUUCCCAGGUUCCUGCUCUUCCCGGCCAUAAUCACGGCCAAGCCCACGCUCACUAUAACAGCCACGUCCAAACUGGCAGUCACAAUAACGGCCACGGCCUCCCCGUCCUUCCCGGCCUCGUCCCAACUAGAUCCGUCUCCGCUGCGGCCAGGGCCAUGUCUCCGUUUGGGCUUCUCUCGCGUGGUGUGGGGAGUGUUAGGAACGGUACUAUUGGCAGUGCUGCUGGUGCUGGUGCUGGUGCUGCUGUUGGUGGUGCUGGAAAUGGUGCUGGAAAUGGUGCUGGGAGUGUGCGGAGUGGUGUUCUGGCUGUGGAAGAGGUGCGGAGGACGAUCAAGAUUUGUUUGGUGGGUGAUGCUGGCACGGGGAAGACGGAUUUUUUUCGGGCUGUGAUGGGCAGUUCCUUUGAUACGACCACGACCUCGACUACCGACCUUCACUUCGGAUCUGUCGUCGUGCGCACCCGCCACGGCACCGCAGCCAACGUCGAGCUGUGGGAUUUCCCCAGUUCCAUCGCAACCGGGCAUCCGGGUACACUGAUGUCGACCUUUUUCCAUGCCGCGGUUAUCUGCUUUGCCCUGGACGACCAGAAGAACCUGGCCAGUGUUGGGGGUGUCUGGAAGCCCAAGCUCGACAUGUGCCUACACGACGGCCAGACCUUUGUGCUCGGCCUCAAGCGCGAUCUCCGCCCGACCUUUCCGGGGCUGGGCCUGAAUUUCCUGCCGCCUAGCAGCCAGCGAGUCUCUCCUGAGAUAGGCCAACAAACCGCCUCCUCAAUCCACGCCAACGGAUACGGCGAGUGCUCGGUCCACGCCAACGACAAUGUCCUGGCCGCCUGGGAGGGCAUGGUGCACCACAUCGUCAGCAGCCUGGAAGCCCGCGAGCGCACGCUGCGGCAUACACGCCGGCGGGAGCGCACCCAGCUGGCUGUGUCGAAUUUCUGGGGCCGGUUGGGACGGCGCCGGUUUGGGAGAUGA